Chondrus crispus (carragheen) is the source of this 147-nucleotide messenger RNA. RefSeq lists its product as hypothetical. The coding region runs from base 1 to 147 and encodes 48 amino acids. The transcript has a single exon. Lineage: Eukaryota; Rhodophyta; Florideophyceae; Gigartinales; Gigartinaceae. The record is from RefSeq and is a predicted model, not a curated record.
AUGAUGAGUUCUCAACAAGACUACAUGUCAUGGACUAACACAAGUAGUGCUUCCCUAUUGAGGAUGCGUCCAGAAAAUUUAUGGUACUAUUUACCGCAUGGACCGCGCUCGAUAAGGUUGUCCAACUAUAUGGUUCAUAUAUGGUGA